AUGUUUAUUCAAGUAGACGAUAGAAAUGCUGAUCAAGAGAGCGAAUUGCCUUCCGUAAAGCCCAGAGAAAUUCUGACUGGCCAGCCUGUUUACCAAUCUGGUUACCGGCUUGGCUAUAGACCUGCAACUAAAAAGACUCGCGCCAUACAAUUCUUCGUGUCUGUCGGACUCGAUUCCCAAGUCGAACGAGAGAAUCGAGAUGAAGAAAAAGAUACAGCAAUUUCUGCCAAGUGGACUUAA
Protopolystoma xenopodis is the source of this 240-nucleotide messenger RNA. Lineage: Eukaryota; Metazoa; Platyhelminthes; Monogenea; Polystomatidea; Polystomatidae. The record is from the annotation of a GenBank genome assembly.